AUGGCGCCCGUCUCCGCGUGGGCGAAAGAAGCUCUCGCAGCUGUCAACGGACAGCCUAUCGAAGUAGCCGCCCCCACCCAAGCCGAACCUGAGGAAGACCAGUCCCCAUCCGACGAUGAAUGGGACGGCCAGCCCUGGCAAUGCGAUCUACCGCCCGAGUUCACAGCCGCCUUCUACCCUUCACAUCAGGCCGUGCGUGAGGUCAUUGACGCCUGGGCAGCCGAGCGAAAUAUCGAUCUCACAUCGGUUAGGACCUGUCGCGAAAAGGGAGAGCUCUUCAAGGAGGUCCUUGGCUGCCGUCACCGUCUGCAGCGCCGCAAUGUCCCAGAGACGGGUCAUCGUCAUACCACCACCGCCAGGACGGCGCUUUGCACCUGGCAGGUCGUGGUGCAGACCAAAAAGUCGAACAAUGGACUCUGGACCAUUCGCACGUACAACAAUCUACACACGGGACACGCCCCGUACCAACAGUUCAAAGUACGGAGACGAGCGACCCGAUCCAGGGACUUGUUCACCACAAAAGAGCAUGCUGCCGAGUUUACUCGCCUCGCCGUUGAUCCCACCGUGUCGUCCAAAACCAUCUUCGAACACAUGACCAACAAGUUCCCAAACGCUGGCUUCGAGAUCGCCGAUAUUUACAGAUACAGGGCUGACCUCCGCCGGGCCCGCCGACAUGGUGACCCUGCAGCCGAGGCUACUUUCCGCACCGCCGAGUCGGGCUCAUUUCCUGAGCUGGAUCCAGCACCAGCUGCUCCCGCCGCCGAUACCGUGGCCACCAGUUUCGGAUCUGUCACAAAACCCAAGCGGAAGUCCCCAGCAGAGCGCAAACUUACAACUCCCGAGCUUCAAGCCAUGGAGCGCAUGUUUCUGUCACCACAUAUCAGUGUUAUCGAUAUCGCCAAGGCUUUCAAGAUUGGCUCCAAGAGUGUGAUGAAACACAAAAAACGAUUUGAGAGUGUUGGAAAGGUUACGCGGAAAACACCAGAACCUAAAUUCAAGCAAUUCCACCUGGAAAAACUUCUUGAACUGCUCGACAAGGACGACAGUCUUGGGCUGAGUGAUCUCCAAAAGUUCCUGGCUGAUAAUUACAAUGUCAAAGUCAGCAGAGCAUGGAUUAGCACAAAGCUCACGCGAGCAAACAGAGCGCGCAGGUUCAAACAAACCCAGCAGCCGGUCGAGGAACCUGCUGAACCCGAAGAGGUCCAGAUCGAAGCUGACGCUAAUGCCGACCCCCUCCCAGAGCAAGAAGAGGUUGGGACAGAAAUGCAGCUUGAAUCGAUGGUUGACCCCGCGCCAGAGGAGAGACAAGAGGAUGCAAGCGGAGAGCUCGAGUCUAGGCUGCUGCCGAUGGAUAUAGAUCGACACGCCGAAAUGGACGGUCAGCCGUUAUUCUCGUGUCCAUAUUACAGGAAUGAUCAGUGGAGAUUCAUCAACAGCACCACGUGUCGAUCGGGUUUCCCAAACAUCCCGGAUUUGAAGUCCCAUCUAAGCCAGUGUCAUACCAAUCCGAGGUAUAUCUGCUUUCGCUGUGACGAAGUCUUCAAGGACAGCCCAAGCCUUGAGCAGCACCAAAGACAGGAAACCGCUUGCCCACUACGGGAAAGACAGUACCGUGUUGGCAUGAGCUGGGAACAGGAAGACAAAGUUCGCAAGCAGCAAGCGGUACCCCGACAAGGCCAGACUCACGCAUGGCUCAAGAUUUACGACAUUUUAUUCCCAGGAUCGGGCCUGGCGGCAUCUACCCCUUUGAUAGACGUUGCUGUGAACGCGCCGACCACAGGCGUCGAUCCGUUCUUGUGGGAGAGCGAACGCAGCAUUCCCUCUGAACUGCAAGGCACAUGAGAAAAGACCCGAUCGGCUGUUCGAUGGGCCAAGUUACAAUUUUGUCGGCCAUGAAGCAUAAUUCCAUGAACAUAAAAACGGACCCGCACGCACAGGCAUGUGCAUAUAACAGUCUUUUACCAUAUUUUCGGCUUCAAUAUCCCUUGAAAAGUCCACAUCACUUACUUUGGAUAACCUUAUUCCAAAUGGCAAGUGCUUGUCAUGCCAAUUCCUUUGGGAUCGACGCCAAUAGGUACUGAUAUACCUAUGUUCGGGAGCUGACCUCGUGAAAUGGUUCAAGGGUCGGUUGAGCCUUCUGGGGUCACUUCCUACGAUGCUAAGAUGGAAAGAAUGCCAGCAGCGGUGCGAUACGCAACUUGACCAGCAGCAGUGUUGCUUAGCUACCAGUCGUUCUGGUUCGCCAUAUUAUGGCCAGUCAGUUUCAGAAACACAGCAUCGGAACAAAAGAGGCCGAGUGCAGUUGAGCACCCCGCACACUGGCGGUCAUAUAUCCGAGGAGGCGGGGUGCGUCUGCAUGCCAUGGUGUUGCCCGUGGGAGGUUGGGGUUUCUAGCCCUUGAUUAGGAUAGAAGUGCUUUGCGGUGAAAGAAGCCUGAGAAAUAUUGGAUUGGAUGGGAAUCCAUUCCAGAUUCGGAGAUUUGUGGCGAUCAUCUAGCAUCGGCUGCUCACCCGAGCAGCAGGCAGCAGGCCAUUUCCAUGGUACUGCAGCACACACUUCUCCAUUUCCGAAGCGAGCAGGGGAAGUGAUGGGUUGCAAUUCAUUGCUUACUAUUCAGAUGACUCGCACAUUUAUGCUAUCGAGGGCGAAGCCGUCUGUCUGCGUACCCAUCUGCAGUGUGGACAUCAGAGCGCGAUCGUCACCCCGGUCCACACCUACCCACGAGAAAAAGAAAAGAUCACCCAAGUGAUUAUAAUGGUAACCUUAA
Pyricularia grisea is the source of this 2767-nucleotide messenger RNA. RefSeq lists its product as uncharacterized. The transcript has 3 exons. The record is from RefSeq and is a predicted model, not a curated record. Lineage: Eukaryota; Fungi; Ascomycota; Sordariomycetes; Magnaporthales; Pyriculariaceae. The coding region runs from base 1 to 1842 and encodes 613 amino acids.